UGUUUACGGUGUGAUUUGUUGUCGCACGCGUUCGCGGCAGGGUAGGCACGCUCGCGUGCACAGGUUCGUUAUCUCACGCGAGCACAUCGCUUCCCCCCCAUCCCCACCUCCCCUUCCCUCCUCUUGAACUCUCCGCGUGCGCUGCCCGUUGGCCGCCGUAAAGCGUUUUUUCCUCCCGGACAACAUGGAGAGGAAGCGGUGCUGAGACCGAUCCGAAGCCCGUUGUGAAAGUCAGAAGCGUCCGACCUGACUGUGAGCCGAUCUCUGAUUGGAGGAAUGAAGCGCCAAUCUACUCAGCUCGAGUGAUCGGGGGUGGACGGAGGUGCAGGAUAUCCAGGUCAAGCGAGGAGACUCCAGUGGUGACAUCCUGUGGAGCCUGAGAUCAAAGGUGAGGAGGCUGUUUUACUACCGCUGGAACUGGAGAUUGCUUUGAAUAAGCAAGUCCUUGGAGAAGGUUUUUGAGUCAUGAUGCAAGACUCUGGCACUGAAACGACGAGCAAUGGACCAGCCAAUCAGAACGGAGGUGCAAACAUGGAGGGUGUGCCUCGUGAGGGAAGGCCCACAAGUGUGGCGCCGUCAGUGGACGUGACUGCUGCGGACCUCCUGCAUCUCCAGCAGCACCAGGCCUUCCAAGUGGCUCGGCAAAUUCUUCUCCAGCAGCAGCAGCAGCAGCAGCAGUCCCAGUCGCAGCAGCUGCAGUCUCAACAACACGCUGGCCGUAAAUCCCCCAAAACCGGUGACAAGCAGCAGAGCCUGCAGGUUCCAGUGUCAGUGGCUAUGAUGACACCUCAAGUGAUAACUCCACAGCAAAUGCAGCAGAUUCUCCAGCAGCAAGUCCUGAGCCCUCAGCAGCUCCAGGUCCUCCUCCAGCAGCAGCAGGCCCUCAUGUUACAGCAGCAGCAACUUCAAGAGUUUUACAAAAAGCAGCAGGAACAGCUUCACCUCCAGCUCCUCCAGCAGCAGCAGCAGCAACAUGCAGGCAGCAAGCAGAGCAAAGAGCAGCAGGUGUCAGCGCAGCAGUUGGCCUUCCAGCAGCAGCUCCUGCAGGUCCAGCAGGUCCAGCAGCAACACCUGCUCAACCUUCAGAGACAAGGGCUGCUCACCAUCCAGCCAGGACAGACCGGCCUGCCGCUGCACUCGCUCACUCAGGGCAUGAUUCCAGCAGAGCUGCAACAACUGUGGAAAGAGGUAACGAACGCUCACGUGAAGGAGGAGCUCAACAGCAGCAACAACGGCCACCGGGGCCUCGACCUGUCCUCCCCGGCGCCGCCAAAGAACCCAGUCCUCAACCAGCACGCCUCCACCAACGGGCAGUACAUGAGUCACAAAAGAGACGGAUCGACGCUGGAAGAGCCUUCCCCCCACAGUCACCCUCUUUACGGCCACGGCGUCUGCAAGUGGCCCGGGUGUGAGGCGGUUUUUGAUGAUUUCCAGUCAUUCCUCAAGCAUCUCAACAAUGAGCACGCCCUGGACGACAGGAGCACGGCCCAGUGUCGGGUGCAAAUGCAGGUCGUCCAGCAGCUGGAGCUGCAGCUAGCGAAAGACAAAGAGCGUCUGCAAGCCAUGAUGACGCAUCUUCAUGUCAAGUCCACAGAGCCCAAAGCCACUCUGCAGCCGCUCAACCUCGUGUCCAACGUCACAUUGUCCAAGUCGGCCCCCGAGGCCUCUCCUCCUCUGAGCCUCCCGCAGACCCCCACCACACCCACAGCGCCCCUCACACCCCUCUCGCAGGCCCACUCCGUCAUCACAGCCAACAGCCUCCACAGCGUGGGGCCGAUGCGACGGCGCUACUCAGAAAAGUACAACAUGCCCAUCUCUCCAGAUAUCAGUCAGAACAAAGAGUUUUACAUGAAUGCAGAUGUCAGGCCACCGUUCACCUAUGCCUCACUAAUAAGACAGGCAAUCCUCGAAUCCCCGGAAAAGCAGCUAACACUAAACGAAAUCUACAACUGGUUCACACGAAUGUUUGCAUAUUUUAGACGCAACGCAGCAACAUGGAAGAACGCAGUCCGGCAUAAUCUUAGUCUUCACAAGUGUUUUGUGCGAGUAGAAAACGUAAAAGGGGCUGUGUGGACAGUCGACGAAAUAGAGUUCCAAAAGAGACGGCCUCAAAAGAUCAGCGGAAGUCCAGCCCUAGUGAAGAACAUUCAGACCAGCCUGGGCUAUGGUCCAACUCUCUCUGCCGCCUUCCAGGCUUCAAUGGCAGAAAACAACAUACCUCUAUACACUACUGCUUCCAUUGGAAGUCCCACUCUCAACUCCCUGGCCAACGCCAUCCGCGAGGAGAUGAAUGGAGCGAUGGACCAUGGAAACAGCAACGGGAGUGACAGCAGCCCGGGACGCUCGCCCCUGCCAGCUAUGCAUCACAUCAGCGUUAAGGAGGAACCACUGGACCCCGAAGACCACGACGGACCCCUCUCCCUGGUGACGACCGCCAACCACAGUCCGGAUUUCGACCACCACAGAGAUUACGACGACGACGUGGGCCACGACGACAUGCUGUAAGGCCGAGACGGUGUGGAUCCUCUGGGGGACGGAAACACCGGACUGCAGUCUCAGCCUCUCACAUGUCUCCCAGCUGACGUUUUAGUGCCAUUACAAAACAUAGCAAGAACCCAGGGGGGGCGGGGGGGGGAAACACCCCCAAUGAGGGGGCAGGGGGUGUUUUUUUUAUUUCGGACAGCUUUCUACCUUUGAUUUCAGUAAACGCUUAAAAAGUGAAACCUUCAUUUGUACUGGUGUCGGACGGAUCUGUUUGGUACUGAGGUGGGGGGCAACGUGUCUGCGAUGGACCCUAGGCUGCGCAGCCAUGACGGACUGCACUCAGCGGACUGCAAAAGAGGGGCUCUGUACUCCCCCCACCCCACCCUGCCAGCCACUCUCUGAGACACACACAUGUGACCAUAAACUGAAGAGAGAGAUAAAGACGAGACAUUUAAUUUACACGGUGUGUGUGUGUGUGUGUGUGUGUGUGUGUGUGUGUGAGGGAGAGCGAAUGAGUUCAUUGUCACUGCCUUCAACACUUCUUAUUGGUUUGAUUCCAUCAAAGGUGGGAGGGACUGUUUUGUUCUUUCAGGGGUUGGGGGGGGGGUCUCUUUUAUUGUUUUUAAGAGGAGGGGUCCUAAAAUAUCAUCCUGAUGUGUCCUCUCCAUUAUUCAAUGCUGUUUCACAUGUUGCAUCUUUAUUUGUGAUUAUUUCUUGAAACUGAUCAGACCUCAUGCCCGUGCUGUGGAGAUUCUGUGCGGUCGCCACUUUGAUGAUGAAUGUUUAUGAUUUCCUCUCAUGCUGUUCUUUUAAAAAAGCCACACACACGAAGCAGAAUGUCAGAUACCAAGUAGUAUUUUUCUGUCAUUUAUUCCACUUUCUUUCCAAACAAAAAAAAAAAAGAAGAAGAAGAAGAAAAAAGCACCCUCCUCUGCGCCCCUCUCCCUCCUGCUCAUGAAGUCCAUUGGCAAUGCACUACUCAUAAUGAAGGCUCUCUCCACGCAUCAAUGAAGUUUAAUUUAAGAUGCGAAUGAAUGACAGAGAAAUCAUGCAGGUUAUGAUUUAUCCUUAUGAAAUUAUUCUUUAAAACAGCCCCUCACGGCAGAGCGUGCUGAGCCGCAACACAAUUUCUGAUCACUUACAAGCUCCGGGUUUUUUUUUUAAAGCCAAAUGAAAAUGUCAGGUGUGCAUCAGCAAGAUAAUGAUUUAGACCAACUAAUUGUGAUUCCUGAACAGAGCCGUCGUUGUUAAUCAAAGGCGCCUGCGUCCCCACGCCGUUAUUCCAUGCGGCGCUCGAGGAUAAAGCCGCGCUCCCUGUAGUUUUUAUUUAUAUCACGCGCAUGACUAGUUGCGACUUUUGAGCGUUAAUAACACGCACCCUGGAUGGAACGCGGAGGAUCCUGGCGCCGUCGAACAUUUCCCGUUCCAGCAUCCGACAGCAAUAUCAAACUGUACGCAGACGACUGUCUUCUCAGCGUCGCCCCAAAUGUUAGAAUUAGUGGAUUUGUCAUGCAGCAAAAAGAAAUUCCAGCUUCCCCUGUUAGAAAUAGGAAGCAUUUCAUUUCAAGACUGCAAUCAACCACUUUAAAUCUUUUAUUUAUUCUUAGUUUUAUGUUUAUUUUCUGUUACCUAUGGCUUUUUUUGGUCAAUAUUUUUAAUAUCUUUUCUUGACUACCAAAGAGAAACUACAAAGUCAAUGUUGUGCGUUCCAUGUAGGCAUGGGCCGGUUACCGGUAUCAACAUGUACUGAUAUCUUGAAGCCACUUAAGUUUUUUCCCCCAUCAUGCCAUUUUUAUGGUAUUGUCCUUUUAAUGAAACCAGAAAUAAAGUCCAAGAGGGAAUCAUUACAAGGUUUUCUAUGGCUGCAGGAAGCAUAAAUUGGUGGGAAGGUGGCUGAAAGUAAGGCCCGUUUCACACAUGCGUAAAAUACCAAUUCAGCUGUUUGGAAAUAUUUGCAGUCGAUAAGUUUUGCUUUUCGGUUUCAAAUAAAUGCGUUUUAAAUUAUGUGCUGCAAUUUUGCCAAAA
Molecule: messenger RNA, 4509 nt
Organism: Fundulus heteroclitus (mummichog)
Lineage: Eukaryota; Metazoa; Chordata; Actinopteri; Cyprinodontiformes; Fundulidae
Gene: foxp1b
Product: forkhead box P1b
Exons: 22
Coding region: 466-2505 (679 amino acids)
Biological process (GO): regulation of transcription by RNA polymerase II
Cellular component (GO): nucleus
Molecular function (GO): DNA-binding transcription repressor activity, RNA polymerase II-specific; RNA polymerase II cis-regulatory region sequence-specific DNA binding
Source: RefSeq, a predicted model, not a curated record